Pogona vitticeps (central bearded dragon) is the source of this 406-nucleotide messenger RNA. The record is from RefSeq and is a predicted model, not a curated record. Lineage: Eukaryota; Metazoa; Chordata; Lepidosauria; Squamata; Agamidae.
CCAACGGCACAGAAACGGUGGCCCAGCCGCUCCCGGAUGGUACCUAUAGUCUCCAUGGUUUGAAGUGGUUCAUCUCAGCCACGGAUUCUGAUGUAGCUCUGACAUUGGCACGAAUCUUGGCUGCUGACGGGCAGGUGGAACAGGGUUCCAAAGGCCUGUCUCUUUUCUACCUGAAAGUCCGUGAUGCAGAAGGGAAACUGAAUAAGAUCGAGACACAUCGUCUUAAAGACAAGCUGGGCACAAGGCAACUACCAACCGCUGAACUGUUUCUAGAUGGAGCCAAAGCACUGCGGAUCUCUGCAGAAGGCCAGGGUGUGGCUACCAUUGCCCACAUGUUGACGAUCUCAAGGAUCCAUAAUGCUAUAGGUGCAGUUGCAUUUAUGAGAAGGUGAGUCCCAGGCCCCUG